This is a messenger RNA of Cicer arietinum (chickpea), 4204 nucleotides long. Its product is annotated as K(+) efflux antiporter 2, chloroplastic-like. Gene Ontology annotation, cellular component: membrane; chloroplast. Gene Ontology annotation, biological process: potassium ion transport; proton transmembrane transport. Gene Ontology annotation, molecular function: potassium:proton antiporter activity. The record is from RefSeq and is a predicted model, not a curated record. NCBI's taxonomy places the organism in Eukaryota, Viridiplantae, Streptophyta, Magnoliopsida, Fabales, Fabaceae.
ACAGAAACAAAUGCGUCGCUCGCCUCUGUUGCAAAAUUUAUGAGCGGAGAAGAAUUUACAUUUACAUAAAAAACUAAAGUUCAUAGCAGCGCCGUCGUCCUCGUUUGUAUCGUUUAAUCGCCGGCAGCUUCUCUCAUCGCCGCUUCCGUCGCCUUUCUAUUGCAGUCACUCUCGUUGUCGCUCUCUAUUCGUUUAGGUUUUGAUGAAUUGCUGAUUGGUGUACGUGUAAUGUGUUGAACAUUGUUGUUUAUGUGAGUGUUAAGUUGUGUGAGGUUGAGAAUUACGAACAUGGAUAUAGCUUGUAGUUUGCCACAGUCAAGGAUUUUACACGGAGGUGUGGAGACCAGUUACAAACAAAAAUUAGUAGGUCAAGUUGGUUGUUUUGACUUUAGAAGGAGAGGUUUUGGUUGUGGUUUUUUGAGCAAAAAUGUUUUGAGAUCGCGUUUUAGUGUGGAGAACAAAGUUGGUUGUGUUUCUGCUUGUUGGAAUGAUUCAAGAGUGGUUUCUGGUAGCGAGUUUAAGGUUUUGAACACGAAGAGAAAUAUGUCAUGUAAGAAUGAGAAACUUCUUAUGGGGUCUAGAGUAAUGUGGUUGAAGUGCCAGGGUAAUGAUUCUUUAGCUUAUGUUAAUGGCAAUGGCCGCAAUGUUGAUUAUGUCGAAGGUUCGGGUGAGGAUGCAGGGCUAGUACCUGUAUCUAGUGUUGAAUUGGAUGUUCCUGUGGAUGAAGAAGGAGGAAAAGCUGGGAGGGAAAUAGGUUUAGAGGAGCGAAGUGUAGAUGAAUUGAAAGAACUAUUGCAAAAGGCCUUGAAAGAGCUUGAAAUUGCCCAAAUAAAUAGUACUAUGUUUGAAGAAAAGGUUAAAAAGAUAUCAGAGACUGCCAUUUUUUUGCAUGAUGAAGCAGCCCGAUCUUGGAAUGAUGUUAAUUCUACCCUUGAAACAGUUCAAAAGAUCGCAAAUGAAGAACAUAUGGCCAAAGAUGCUGUCCAAAAUGCUACAAUGGCUCUUUCAUUAGCUGAGGCAAGACUUCAGGUAGCCAUAGAAUCUUUAGAAGCCGCAAAAGGAGUGCAUGAAGGUUCUGAUGAGAGUGAUGAUGAUAAGGACAUAACAGAAAAGGAGAACGUAGUUGUUGUUGCACAAGAAGAUAUAAAGGAAUGCCAGGAAAAUUUGACAAAUUGUGAGGUAGAGCUGAGGCGUUUGCAAAAUAAAAAGGAGGAGUUGCAGAAGGAAGUGAGCACAUUGCAAGAAGUUGCUGAAAAGGCACAGCUUGAUGCAGUGAAAGCUGAGGAGGAUGUUACAAACAUAAUGCUUUUAGCGGAGCAAGCUGUCGCUUUUGAACUUGAAGCUACGCAACGUGUGAAUGAUACUGAGAUUGCUUUACAGCGAGCUGAUAAGUCUGUUUCAAAUUCGAAUGCUGACAUUGAAGAAACUACACAAGUACAGGAUGUCGUGCCUGUUCCUGAGGAGAAAGUGGUACAAGGUUUUUCUGAUGAUGUCACCGUCGAUAGAGACAAAGAUUUGGCCACAGUUGAUGAUGCACCUUUGCCUGCCAAGUUAUCACCUGAAACACAAUCUGAAAAAACCAGCCAAAUUUCAGAAGACACAACACAGUCUGAUUAUAUAAGUGAUAAUGAGAAUGCCGUCCAAACAAAAAAGCAGGAAACACAGAAAGAUUUGACUAGAGACAGUUCACCAUUUGCUCCCAAAGCAUUAUCAAAAAAGUCAUCUCGAUUCUUUUCUGCAUCGUUCUUUUCGUUUACUGAAGAGGAGGCUGAGUCCACACCAGCAUCAGUUUUCCAGGGCUUCAUAUUAUCUGCGAAGAAGCAGUUGCCCAAGCUUGUUCUUGGGUUAUUGUUAAUGGGAGCAGGGGCAGCCGUCUAUGCCAAUAGGGCAGAGAAAAAUGCUCAGCUGCUUCAACCGGCAGAUGUUAUUGUGACCAGUGCUGAAGAAUUUUCCUCUAACGCAAAGCCCCUGUUUAGAAAACUCCAGAAAAUCCCCAAGAGAAUUAAGAAAAUCAUUGCGUCCUUACCUCAUCAAGAGGUGAAUGAGGAAGAAGCCUCCCUCUUUGACAUGCUCUGGUUAUUACUUGCAAGUGUUAUAUUUGUGCCAAUAUUUCAAAAAAUACCUGGAGGUAGUCCUGUUCUUGGCUACUUGGCUGCUGGUAUCUUGAUUGGGCCUUAUGGUCUCUCCAUCAUUCGUCAUGUUCAUGCGACAAAAGCAAUAGCCGAAUUUGGAGUUGUUUUCCUUUUAUUCAAUAUUGGCCUGGAGCUCUCCGUUGAAAGGCUUAGUUCUAUGAAGAAAUAUGUUUUUGGAUUAGGCUCUGCACAGGUUUUGGCAACUGCUGCAGUUGUUGGUUUGGUGGCUCAUUAUAUCUGUGGCCUACCUGGCCCUGCUGCUAUAGUCAUUGGGAAUGGCCUGGCUUUAUCAUCCACUGCUGUUGUUCUGCAGGUGUUGCAGGAAAGAGGUGAGAGCACAUCAAGGCACGGGAGAGCUACAUUUUCUGUUUUACUUUUUCAGGAUUUAGCUGUCGUAGUCUUGCUAAUACUCAUACCUCUUAUUUCACCUAAUUCUUCCAAAGGAGGGGUUGGUUUUCAAGCCAUUGCUGAAGCUCUUGGACUGGCAGCUGUUAAGGCAGCAGUUGCCAUUACUGCCAUAAUUGCAGGUGGACGAUUGCUCCUUCGGCCAAUAUACAAGCAAGUUGCAGAAAAUCAAAAUGCUGAAAUAUUCUCAGCCAAUACACUUCUUGUUAUUCUUGGAACCAGUCUUCUUACAGCCAGAGCAGGACUUUCCAUGGCACUGGGAGCAUUUUUGGCUGGUUUACUAUUGGCAGAAACUGAAUUUUCCUUACAGGUUGAGUCUGAUAUUGCUCCAUAUCGUGGGCUUCUUUUGGGGCUCUUCUUUAUGACGGUUGGAAUGUCAAUUGACCCUAAACUUCUUGUUUCAAACUUCCCAGUCGUCACGGGGACACUGGCACUCUUAAUAUGUGGCAAGACUAUCUUAGUUUCUUUGAUGGGUAGAAUCUUUGGGAUUUCAAUCAUUUCUGCUUUAAGAGCCGGUCUUCUUCUUGCUCCUGGUGGAGAAUUUGCAUUUGUGGCUUUUGGUGAAGCUGUUAAUCAGGGCAUAAUGUCUUCCCAGCUAUCCUCUUUGAUGUUUCUUGUUGUGGGAAUUUCAAUGGCCAUCACUCCAUGGCUAGCUGCUGGAGGCCAGCUGAUUGCUUCCCGUUUUGAGCAGCAUGAUGUUAGAAGUUUGUUACCUGUAGAAAGUGAGACAGAUGAUCUGCAAGAUCAUAUCAUUAUUUGUGGAUUUGGACGAGUUGGCCAGAUCAUUGCGCAACUUCUUUCUGAGCGACUUAUUCCAUUUGUUGCACUAGAUGUGAGAAGUGAUAGAGUGGCCGUUGGGCGAGCCCUGGAUCUCCCUGUGUACUUUGGAGAUGCUGGCAGUCGAGAGGUCCUACAUAAGAUUGGGGCUGAAAGGGCAUGUGCUGCAGCAAUAACUCUAGAUACACCUGGAGCAAAUUAUAGAACAGUUUGGGCUUUGAGCAAGUACUUCCCAAAUGUGAAGACCUUUGUUCGCGCCCAUGACGUUGAUCAUGGAUUGAAUUUAGAAAAGGCUGGAGCUACUGCGGUUGUCCCGGAGACCUUGGAACCUAGUCUUCAACUAGCAGCUGCUGUGCUUGCUCAGGCUAAACUUCCUGCAUCAGAGAUUGCAGCAACUGUCAAUGAAUUCAGAUGCCGACAUCUAGCUGAGCUUACGGAGCUGUGUGAAGCAAGUGGAAGUUCUCUUGGUUAUGGAUAUACUAGAAUUAUGAGCAAAUCCAAAUCUCAAUCCCCAGAUUCAUUAGAUUUAGAUGAGACCCAAGUCUCUGAAGGGACGCUGGCGAUAUGAAGAUUACCUCAUGUAUACGAAGUAGAAUGCAGAAGAAAAUAAAGGUUAGAGAAAAGGGAAAAAAUUUAUGAAAAAACAAAUUGUACAGCAGAUUGCAAGUUUCAUUAUGUACAGAUAUAUAGUUGGAUAGAUCGAGAUGCAAUAGUUUCAUCUCCUUGUCCUAUUUUCUCUUUUGCUGGAAAAUUUUGCCUCCAAUAUUUGUCAAAUUUCUGUUGAGGAUAAUCUAUGUUGCUGCGGACCUGCUGUUUUGCCUCCAAUAUUUGUCAAAUUUUUUGAAAGACAUGAUGUCACAUUUUUGUAAUUUUAUCCUUCUCCAACUUUA